CAUAAAUAUGCAUAUUGGGGGCCUAUAUGCAUCUGUAUUUGUUUUAAACCGAAAUGUCUUAUUUAAAAAGAUGAGAUGAAAAGGUUUAAAGUCCUCGCAAUGGAAAGCCAAAAUAGUGAAGUAAACUGAUGAAGGUGCCUUUUAAUUCCCUGUCGAGUCUUCCCAUCUUACAUCCUUGUAAUGUAUCUUUAUGACUCCAUGUGAAGGGGAUUGCAUUAAAACACAUUUGCAUCUUUGGAGAAUUGGAGCGUUAGCCGUAGGAUGCACUCUUUUGCUUGUUUCGUUAUACCUGUAGUAGAAUCUUAAACCCUUACACACGAGUCUUCAUUUGAAAAGCUGUUGGUGAUCAGAUAAAACACUGUCUCCCCUUAAUUUUGUUUUUAUUUAUUUAUUUUUCCACAAAAAGCUGUUUGUCUUCCAAGUCCUUGAGGGUUCAAUUCAAGUUUUCUAAUUAUUUUGCAUUGUCUUUCUGACAAUUAGCACUUAGAACGUGGGACAGGAUGGUAUAAAAGGUGAAGACAGCAGUUAAAGAGUGACACUAUCUGAGGCUUAGUGGCUUCCUGCACAUGUAACCUUGAUGGCCUUACUUUUCCUCCCUGUGCCUCAAUUUUUUCACAUGUAAAACAAAAGUGAAACAGGGAUCACUAGUAGCACCUCUCAUGAGCUUCUUGUGACCAGGAACUGAGUAAAUUCACUUGAAGCUCUUGGAAAGGUGGCUGGCGAAUAGAAACAAUAGAUGUUAACUCUUAGCUUUUUGUACGAAGUAAUUCCUAUGCUGUUUUCUACAAAACUUUAUUUCUGCUUUCCAGAUGAAACAGGAUUGACCCCAUUUUAGAAAAAUCAACAAUAAAUGGCACUUAAUGAGACUAUGUUCCUAAAUCUGCAUUUCUUUGUGAGAAUUUUGAUUUUGCAGGUUCUUCGUAUUCAUAACACUAGGUGGCAGUGUUAGCACAGACGGGGGAAAAAUACUGCAGGUUUCCCCAUUCCCCCAUUUCCCUUUCCAGUUUUAUAACUUUUUAGACAGCCUUUGAACCACUGAUCAGUCCAUAUUAGUAGUCUGGGGACACCCCAGUGCCGAGUCCUACAGGACACUGGCUGAGGGAUUAACAGGACAUUUCAAUGAUCAUUGCCUCGUAGGAGCAAAUGUGGUCCGUUGCGAUGCGAAGAAACUACCUCCUAAUUUCUCUAUCAGGGGCUUGCACAAGGCUGUUUUUCUGCACAAAAGCUGACUUAGGAACGCUUUAGCUCACUAUGCAGAGGCCUGGAGAGUCCUUGAUUUUCCUGGAGCGAGCUGGCAGCUUUGACAGAGGCUGUCACGUUUUAGGAAUCUCAAUGGUCCCCCAGAAAAUAAGCCAACGGCCUUGGGAGGGUGGGAUUUUGCUGAAGUCAUUUCUUUGUGACACUGUGGGAGAGGAAAGUAUUUGCCAGGUCACUGGGGUCCUGACUUUAAAAUCUGCCAGUUUUUACACUAAAAUGUUUAUUCUUUUUAGAUGAUUACCCGGAGCUCCUCUGAGAAAAAUAGGAGUAGAUUGCUGCAAUUACCAUGGGUUAAAAUGAAAGAUGGGAUGACCUGGCUGUACAAAGGCAUAGGGACUCAGGCAGACGAGAACUCCUGCUCCUUCUCUGAAUCGGAUUUUCCUGACUGUAUCAACAUGUAUGUCAUGAAACCAUGGCAUAAAAAGACCGCAGCUUUGGGAGUGAUGAUUUCACUGAAAGUGCAGUGGUGGAUAAAGGGGAAGCAGGGUUAGGUAAUUUCACUGGGUCAUGCUCUGUCACCUAGGCUGGAGUGCAAUGGAACAUUAUCAGCUCACUGCAUCCUCAGCCUCCCAGAGGGUUCAAGCCAUCCUCCCGCCUCAGUCUCCCAAGUAGCUGAGACCACAGCUUUGUAUCCAGUGGAGGAGGCUUGGGCCCAUGCUGGUAAAAUGAGAAGUUAGGGGAGGAUGUCCUCAGAGAACUGGAAGAUCACGGUCCUCAUUGUCACAACCCAUACAGUGUUGAUAGGGACAACAUAUGCCUUGGAAUGUUUCAAAUACUUUGCCACAGUUAAGGGACACCGAACAGCAGCUCAGUUUUGGAAAACAAAGUGGAAUUUCUGGAAACUGCUAGCAUAAAAGCUUUGACAGGGUCGCAUGCAGAUUAGCAUAAUUUUUAUUACAUUUUCUAUUUUAGUACUGUGAGAUACUAAUUUGGAUUUCAUUGUGCCCAUUGAGCGGCUUUUGUUCUUUGGCUGUGAGUUUAAUUAUUUAGUUAUUUAUGAGUGCAUCUGGGCAUAAGUGCCACAGUUUUAUUUCGGUGACAAAUUUAUGGUCAGUGAAUUUUAGUAAUUAAUGAAUAAAUUAU
Molecule: messenger RNA, 2340 nt
Organism: Macaca mulatta (Rhesus monkey)
Lineage: Eukaryota; Metazoa; Chordata; Mammalia; Primates; Cercopithecidae
Source: RefSeq, a predicted model, not a curated record